ACUCGCAUAGUUUAACGACUACCUGUGGUACAUCUUCAUCGAAGACGACUCAAUAAAAAGGAAACAUGAGGACGUUGAUGGUGAUUUUUACGGCAUCCAUGGCUGUUGCCUGCGCUGGUAACACGCUCGAUGGCAUCAAGGGUUCGAGAGUCAACGCUGACAAACCCGAAAAGUUGGGAAGCCCUGCUAACGCAGAAAAAAUAGUGGGUGGUGGAUAUGCCGAGCUUGGCCAAUUCCCCUACGUGGUAUCCAUCAGAAUAAACCACGUUCACCAAUGUGGAGGUGCCAUACUCAACAGCAACCACAUCAUCACCUCGUACAGCUGCAUAGUAAACGUUCAACACAUGAGUGAACUGAGUGUUGUGAGUGGCACCGCUUACCUGAAUUUGGGUGGAAAUACCCAUAGCGUGGAUGGUAUGUACUGGGUAAAUGGAACCAACGAUACUUCUCAAGAUAUCGCUAUAUUGAAGCUUGCUGACAACAUCAGUUUCAACACGUACGAAGAACCAAUCGCCAUUGCCACUAGCAGGCCACCAUCAGAUGUCUACGCUGUUGUUAGCGGAUGGGGCAGCAGUGCAAAUUAUGAUUUCACAUCUUCCAACAAGCAACGAUACCUUUAUGUUAAGAUCAUCGACUCUCUGCAGUGCAACAACGUGUUCGAUGGCGUAACCAACGAGAUCUGUACUUUGAACAGUGCCGAACAGGGAGUGUGCUACGGUGAUGAUGGCGAUCCCCUCGUCUACAAUAACAAACUCGUUGGCGUGUUGUCUCGUGGUCGUCUCUGCGCUGAAGGAUUCCCCGACGUCUUCACCAGUGUUGCCGACAAUCUUGGUUUCAUUAGACAAUACUACAACGUCUAACUUUGACCUGUUAUUUGAACAUUUCUUGAUCUUAUGCAUCCAAGCAUUACCAUCAUCCGUUCGAAUAUCAAUGUAACUUGUUGAAAUAAAACAUUAAAUAAACAGCAA
Messenger RNA from Hylaeus anthracinus, 968 nucleotides. Its product is annotated as chymotrypsin-1-like. Lineage: Eukaryota; Metazoa; Arthropoda; Insecta; Hymenoptera; Colletidae. The record is from RefSeq and is a predicted model, not a curated record. The transcript is spliced from 5 exons. Gene Ontology annotation, molecular function: serine-type endopeptidase activity. Bases 66 to 860 code for a protein of 264 amino acids. Gene Ontology annotation, biological process: proteolysis.